Messenger RNA from Daktulosphaira vitifoliae (grape phylloxera), 1251 nucleotides. RefSeq lists its product as uncharacterized. The record is from RefSeq and is a predicted model, not a curated record. The transcript has a single exon. The coding region runs from base 397 to 798 and encodes 133 amino acids. NCBI's taxonomy places the organism in Eukaryota, Metazoa, Arthropoda, Insecta, Hemiptera, Phylloxeridae.
AAUAUACGGCUUCACGCCACUUUGUAAUAAAACAAAUCCUGUUCGUUCUUCAUUUGGUGCUCUACGACGAUAGUCGUUACACAGAAUAAUCGUGGUCGUCCAGUAGUUGCAUUUGAAAAGAGUAGCGAACAAAACAAACGGAAAACUACUCAAGAACUGAGAAAUAAGACGCCUGUUAAUAUGUUAAGUCAUGCAGCACAGAUGAGCUUAAGAGCAUCGGCACAAAUUGAAGCAGCAAAAUUACUGAAGGAAAUAACUACAUCCACACCCACACGUGCAAGUAGAUAUAGAAAAGUAUUUGUGCAGUAACAAGCACCUAAAAAACUAUCGGGUGAAGAUGCACUAGCUGUUUUAGUAGAUGCUAAGCUAUCUCGACAUCAGUACAAUAUUAUUCGGAUGAGUGCCCUUGAUAAAUUUCCAUCAUACAAAGUCGUACAAGAAAGUAAAAAACAAUGUUAUCCGAAACCAAAAGAUAUACAAGUAACUUCUAUACACGCAGAAGUUUCUUUACAAGCAUUACUUGAUCACACAGUAGAAAGAUUAUUUUUAGUGCAAAAGCCUGUUAUUGACUUACUCCCAGAAAUUGAAUUGGAUAAGUUUAUAUUAUAUUCGAAAUGGGGCUUUGAUGGUAGCUCUGGACAUAGUCCAUAUAAACCAACUUUUUGUAGUCCUGGAUCCAGUGAUUCGGCUGUAUUUAUUACAAGUUUAGUUCCACUUCGCUUGGUAAAUGAUGACCAAAUUAUAAGGCAAAAUACACGUCCUGCAUCAACUAGAUAUUGUAGGCCUAUAAAAAUUUAAUUUAUAAAAGAAUCUACGAAGACAUCUAUAGCUGGGAAAGAAAAAGUUCAGAGUCAAAUAAAGAAGUUAAAUAAUAAUACUGGGACUUUUGAUAAUAAAUCAUUUAUUGUAACUCACAAUUUGAUUUAGCAAUGGUUGAUGGAGAAAUAUGUAAUGCACUAACAGAUACGACAUUAAUACUUAAAUGUUUCUUGUGUGGUGCAAAAUCGAAAGAGUUUAAUUUAAUUGAUGAAAUCGUUAAACGAGAGGUAAAAACUGAUCAUUUAUCUUUUGGGAUAUCAGUUUUACAUGGGUGGAUUCGUUUUUUCGAAUGUCUCCUCCAUUUAUCUAAAAAUUACCACUCAAAAAAUGGCAAGCUAGAAGAUAUGUGGAAAAAAUAUUUGUUUCAGAAAACAAUCAUAAAAUCCAAAAAGAAUUUAAAGAAAAAUUAGGAUUACUUGUAUAUAAACCCAA